GCAAUAUUUCUCAUCAUCUCUUACCAAAAUCAAGUUCAUAACACAUAAAGAACAACUUUAAGCGCAAUAAUGAAAAUGGCUAAUUUACUUAUAGCUCUUGGUGUUUUGGCUAUGGCUUCCUCAUUUGCCAUUGCCUAUGAUCCUAGUCCUCUUCAAGACUUGUGUGUGGCGACGGAAGACUACAGCUCUGGCGUACUCGUAAAUGGAAAAUUUUGCAAGGAUCCAGAACACGUAACAGCCGACGACUUUUCCUUUUCUGGACUUAACAACGCUAGAGAAACCUCAAAACAACUUGGAAUCCGCACAAAUCUCUUAACAGUAGAAGAGAUUCCUGGCCUUAACACCAAUGGUCUCUCCAUUGUUCGUAUUGAUUAUUCACCUGGUGGUGUAAACCCACCUCACAACCAUCCUCGAGCAGCAGAGAUUAUCACUGUCUUAGAAGGAACCAUAUAUGCUGGUUUUAUCACUUCAAAUCCCGAUCACCGGCUUUUCGCCAAGAUUUUAAAGCCAGGAGAUGUUUUUGUAUCGGGCUCAUUCACCUUCCAAAUGAACAUUGGCCAAAACUCUGCAGUUGCUUAGCUGCAUUGAACAGUCAAAACCAGGUGUGGUAACAUCAGCAAUACAAUAUUUGGAGCUGUGGCCACGCAUUAAUCCUGAUCUUUUGGCAAGA
Molecule: messenger RNA, 670 nt
Organism: Jatropha curcas
Lineage: Eukaryota; Viridiplantae; Streptophyta; Magnoliopsida; Malpighiales; Euphorbiaceae
Source: RefSeq, a predicted model, not a curated record